CUUUACGCAAAUGAACAAGACACUGUGACAGUAGGUCAAGAUCUUUUCAAGAUCGAAUUAGGAGAUGCCGCAACUGCCGGUCCUGAUGCAACGGCCUCAAAGGAGGGGGAAGUUGUAAAACCAGAGCAAAAACAAGAAUUUAAAGAAGAGAUCAAAGAUGAAAAGAAAGAAACAACCUCUCCGCCUUCACCAGAACCAUCGCCAUUUCAAUCAGAACCUAAACCUGCUGUUACUACAUCCCCUCCCGAACCUAAACCUGCCGCGACUUCACCUACCCCCGAACAAUCUUUGCCCCCGAGAAAAGCUGAUGUUCUUUAUGGAGAACGUGAAGAACGCCAAAUCAAGAUGAAUAGGAUGCGUUUAAGAAUUGCUGAACGUUUAAAAGAAUCACAAAAUACGGCUGCAUCUUUGACAACGUUCAAUGAAAUCGAUAUGAGCAACAUCAUUGAACUUCGUAAUACUUACAAGGAUGUAAUUAUUAAGAAACACGGGAUAAAAUUAGGAUUUAUGUCCGCAUUUGUGAAGGCAUCGGUAUUUGCUCUCCAGGAAAUUCCUGCGGUAAAUGCUUCUAUUUCAGAAUCGGGUGAUACAAUCCUCUACAGAGAUUAUGUUGACAUGAGUGUUGCAGUGGCCACUCCAAAAGGUCUAGUUACACCUGUAGUCCGUAAUGUCCAUCUAUUAUCUUUCAUAGAAAUAGAAAAGGCUAUUGCAGAAUUAGGACAAAAG
Messenger RNA from Acaulospora morrowiae, 726 nucleotides. Lineage: Eukaryota; Fungi; Glomeromycota; Glomeromycetes; Diversisporales; Acaulosporaceae. The record is from the annotation of a GenBank genome assembly.